AUGCAAUAAACAACAUCAAUUAGUAAAAGGAUUGCUACUUUAUUUCAUAAUGUAUAAAUGACAUCCAUAUAUUAACACAGAUAAAGGGAAUCUACAAAACAGAUGCUUCAGCAAUAUAAGUGGAGGGAUAGAAAGAAUUUUAAGAAUAUGUCGAUUAUUUAUUAGAAAGAGGGAUGAGAAUUAAUAAUUUGCGAUUGGCUUAAUUUAGAACAAGAAACAAUUUACCUUAUUUAGGAUUACAAAGUAAAUUCAAAUACAAAUUUGAUUAGCUAUUCAGAAAAUUGAAACUGAUUCAAUUCUUGUAUCAGUGCCAAGAGAAUUGAUGUUGACCACGAAAAUUGCAUAUUUUUCUGAUAUUCAAGAAAUCUUUGAUGCUUAUCCUUAAUUUUUUUGUUAGCAUUGUGCAGGAGGAUGGCAGGAUAGAAUCCUACUCACAUAUAUAUUAUACCAAUCUUAAUUAGGAAGGUAUUAAUUUUCAAAUAAAUUUUAAGAUAAUCAUAAUGGUAUCAUUUAAUUUCUAACUUACCAAGAGAUAUAGACUACUUGAUAUUUUGGUCCGAGGAGGAACUAAAAUUAUUGAAUGAUGAAAAACUAAUUUUGAAAGCCAAGAGAGAAUUGCAAGAUUUCUUAUUGAUCUAAAAAACAUUAACCCAUAUUUUGGAUUAGUUUCCUUAACAUUUUUAAAAAGAAACUUAUAGUUUUGAAAAUAUUAAGUGGAUAUUCAUACAUUUGGUAAGUAGAUGCUUUGGAUCCACUUUAGAGCAAGUAGCUUUUGUUCCAUUUUGCGAAAUGUUUAAUCAUGAGAAUACUGAUGUGAGAUACAAAGGCUUAUAUUUAGAAAGUAACCUCAAUAAACCCAAAGAUGAUAAGGAAUCAGAUACUAAUGAAUCGGAUGAGUCAGAUGGUGAUAGCGAUUCAUAUGAGUAAGAAGAUUACCAAUACCCAUUUGAAAUUUAAGAGCAAAUCAAAAUUUACAAAUAGAAGACCCCAACCUAUAAACUAAUUGAGUAAGAGUUAACUGUGUAUUAAAAUUAAGUGGACUAUUAAGAUCUUGAUGCAAUAACAAAAUUGAGACUUUACCAAGAAAAAUGCAAUUAUAGAAUAGAAUUACAAAUUUAAUAUAUGAAGAAUAAAAGAUGGUUUUAGGAAAACUUAAAUUUAAGAGACAAUUUUACCAUCAUAUUUGUUUCUAAGACUUUAGAGUAUAUUCAGGAAUAAAUUAAGUUAUAUGAAAUUGACGCUUUGACUUAUGAAUAGGUGUCUAAUAUCAUAUAAAAUGUCACAUAGAAUUCAGAACUGUAUUUAGAGAAAGUAAAAGAAUAUGCUCAUUAAAAACUCAGAGUAAAAAAUUAUGAACUCAAAUAAUUUGAAAUUCCAGAAUAACCAUAAGCAAUAGAAACUGUUGAUGAGAUGUUAAAGGUUGGUAUUCCUGAAAAUGCCAAGCCUUUUGAAGCUAAAGCGGAUUGGAAGGAAGACUAAUUUGAUAAUUUUGUAAUAAAAUGUUCAAGUAAAGAUGAAUUUGAAAAAGAUGCUUAAGCAUACUUUUCGUAUGGAACAAUCUCUAAUAGGUCGUUGUUAUUACGAUAUGGGUUUUCUCUAGAAUACAACAUAUACGAUUAUGUGGAAGUGAAAUCAUAAUAUAUUUAAUACAUACCAUAUGCAAGUGAUAUUGCAGAAGUAACAAUAUAAUAAAAUAUUCAUUUAGUACUUCUAAUUGUCCAAGUACAUGAAAUUCAAAAUUAGAUACACACGAAUCAACGAUGAUUUACUAAUGUAUUUUAAAAUGCUAAACUGGUAAUAUGACUAAGGCAUUUCAUAUCUAUUUGAUGAUAUUUAUGAUAGUACCAUUAUCAAUUAGGCUUACAAUUUAAUUAAAACAUAUCAUUCUGAUCAUUAUUAAGAAACCCUAAAAAAUUAAACAGAAAAACUUACAGGUUCAAAAUUAAAUUAUCAUGAUUAUUUCGCCUUAAUUUAUCAAAUUGAAAAAUAAAGAAUAAUUGAAGCUUAAUUAGAGGCGCUUUAGAUUUUGAAAUGUAAGAUAGAGAAAAAGGAGUAUGGAGAACAAUAGUUUGAAUGGAGUUCAUACUUAGUAGAAAGGUUCAAAAAUUGAAGUCAAUAAAAC
Molecule: messenger RNA, 2122 nt
Organism: Paramecium octaurelia
Lineage: Eukaryota; Ciliophora; Oligohymenophorea; Peniculida; Parameciidae
Source: the annotation of a GenBank genome assembly